AUGGGGGUCAAGAUGGGAUCUUGGGGACGGGCGAUGCCCCGAGCCGGAGAAGGCGUCAGCGGGAAGCGGAGGUGGCUGAAGAGGCGGAGGUGGCUGGUGGUCUCGGGGUGGCUCUCCCACGCCGUGUACAUGCUCAGCAUAUUCGACAUCUACUUCAAGACUCCCAUUGUCCACGGCAUGGAUCCCGUCGCUCCUCGCUUCUCCGCACCCGCCAAGCGCCUCGUUCUUCUCGUUGCGGAUGGCUUGCGUGCGGAUAAAUUUUAUGAACCGGAUUCGGAAGGACACUUUAGAGCACCUUUCUUGAGAAGUAUAAUUAGAGAAAGAGGUCGCUGGGGAGUGUCCCAUGCUCGUCCUCCUACAGAAUCAAGGCCUGGACAUGUUGCUAUUUAUAGCUGGGUUUAUGAGGACCCCAGUGCUGUGACAAAGGUCAGAUGGAAAGCUAAUCCUGUUGAAUUUGACUCGGUAUUUAAUAGAAGCAAACAUACGUAUGCCUGUAGCCCAGACAUAGUUCCUAUAUUCUGUGGUGCCUUGCCACAUAGCACUUGGAAUAGCUACCCACAUGAGUUUGAAGACUUUGCAACUGAUGCAUCCUUUUUGGAUGAGUGGUCUUUUGAUCAAUUUCAAAACCUCUUGGACAGGUCUUUUACCGAUGAGGACUUGAGAGAAGCACUUCAACAGGAUAAUCUGGUUGUCUUUCUCCAUCUACUAGGCUGUGACUCAAAUGGACAUGCUCAUCGACCCUUCUCAUCCAUCUAUCUCAAUAAUGUUAAGGUCGUUGAUCACAUUGCCAAACGUGUUUUUGAUCUCGUUGAAGGUUAUUACAAAGAUAAUCGCACUGCGUAUGUUUUUACAGCUGAUCACGGAAUGAGCGACAAAGGAAGUCAUGGAGAUGGGCAUCCCUCCAACACUGACACACCUGUUGUUUGGGGAGCUGGGGUUAAAUAUCCCAAAUCAGCUUCUGCCAGUGACCACUCUGAUCAUGGCCGGUUUGUUGAUGAGCAUAUGCAUGACACGCCAACACCUACGGUGUGGGGCCUUAGUGGCAUUGAAAGAGUGGAUGUCAAUCAAGCUGAUAUUGCACCUCUUAUGUCAACUCUUAUUGGUUUGCCAUGUCCAAUGAACUCAGUGGGAAAUUUGCCUCUUGGAUACAUUGAUAUGAAUGAGGCAGAGGAAGUUGAAGCUGUGCUGUCCAAUACAAAACAAAUACUAAACCAGUUCCUUCAUAAAUCACAUAUAAAGCAAUCAAAUACAUUAUUCUUCAAGCCAUUCAAACCACUAGAGCACUAUAUGUCAGUUGUGGACCAAAUUGAGGAACUGAUCUCCAUCGGAGAUUACAAAGCUGCAUUGAAGCGAAGUGAAGAUUUAAGGAGUUUGGCUCUUGAAGGCCUUCAUUAUUUUCAAACUUAUGAUUGGCUGAUGCUGAUGGCUGUAAUUACUUCGGGAUAUAUUGGUUGGAUGCUCUAUCUCGUUCUCCAUGUGCUGCAAUCUUAUACGUCAUUGCCGGGUGUUCUAUUCCGAAAGGAGAGAGCAGUGCAGCAGAAAAAAGACACCAGAAAAGUAAUGUGUAAACCUUGUUUGUGGUUUUUGUAUUGAAUGAGAAUACAGACAUGAGGAAGAAGGGUUUAACUAGUAGUUG
Eucalyptus grandis is the source of this 1636-nucleotide messenger RNA. Its product is annotated as GPI ethanolamine phosphate transferase 1-like. The record is from RefSeq and is a predicted model, not a curated record. Gene Ontology annotation, molecular function: mannose-ethanolamine phosphotransferase activity. Gene Ontology annotation, cellular component: endoplasmic reticulum membrane. Gene Ontology annotation, biological process: GPI anchor biosynthetic process. Lineage: Eukaryota; Viridiplantae; Streptophyta; Magnoliopsida; Myrtales; Myrtaceae.